CUGCAGUGAUACCCUGAAAAUAAAAAUGCCCAGACUUUCAUAGCCACGUUAGUUCCGCCCAAGUCAGCCUCUCGUCUCUUUUUUAAUUUCUUCGAGACCCUUUUCUGCGCGGUCGGCCGUGUUCAUGUUUACCCUCACGCUCGUUUGGUGACAAGACAUGAUCCGUCCUUCCUUUUCCUCGGCCCUGCUGGGGCUUCUGGCUCUAGUAGGGAGUGUUGAUGCUGCAACCAGACCGUAUACUGUUACCUGGUCAGAGACAUCCCACGGCCCUGAUGGUCCCUGGCAGGCGAUUACGGUCAAGGUGGGCAGCAAGAACCAGGCUAUCGAUCUCUACCCUGGCGAUAAAUGGGAUAGCAGCAUCUUUCUCGACCAGAUUUGCGAUAACAAGACACUUUCUGAAAUAUGCUACGCUGAACGCGCCGGUACGUUCAACAUGAACGCCUCCACCACCGAGACCCAUCAGUCGGAGAGCCCGUGGAUGGACCAGACCUGGAACGUGCCCGGACAAAGGCGAUUCUCGGCUCUCGCUGACCGGAUUGAUUUUGGGCGCAAGGUCGACAAUGUCAGCAUCAGUGCCUUGUAUGACACCUACCAGACGUAUCCGAAUGGAAGAGCGUAUCCAGUCUCGGUGGGAACGUUGUCGCUGGGAGCACCACAGCGCUAUCACACCACGAAUGGAAAACAGAUGAACAUGAUUACAGCCGGGCUUUACUUUGCUGGUGGCGGGCAGUCUAUCCCGUCGUACUCGUAUGGGAUGCAUAUCGGGUCUGUGAAUGCCAAGAUCGAUGGCUCUCUCGUGCUAGGAGGGUUUGACCAGAGCCGUUUGGUGGGCGAUGUGAGCGCCCAGCCGGUGAGCACAACCGGGGUAAGUGGUGAACUGGGAAUCAGGAUGACCGAUAUUGGAAUCGGUGUUGCGGCUGGAUCUUCGCCGUUCGGCAACUAUACCACCAAGAACGGUUUACUUGGGUCGGCGCAGACUGCUGUCAUCGAUCCGGUCAGACCGUACAUCUAUCUCCCGAAGGCGACUUGCGAUGCCAUCACCGCCGACCUCCCCGUGACGUACAACGAAAGCCUGGGCCUAUACUUCUGGAACACGGACGAUAGCAAGUACAAAGACAUCACCACCUCAGCCACAUAUCUCUCCUUCUCCUUCUACGGCAACAACACCGCCGGCUUAACCACUACCACCAUCAAGGUCCCAUUUAAACUCCUUGACCUCACCCUCCAAGAACCCCUGGUCUCCACCAACACCUCCUACUUCCCCUGCUUCGCCUCCGACGAUGACACCUAUAUCCUCGGUCGCGCCUUCCUCCAAGCAGCUUUCAUUGGUGUAAACUGGAAAGACGCCAACAACGACGCAAUCUGGUUUCUCGCACAAGCCCCAGGCCCAGGAUUUCCCGUACCCUCCCUCCAGAGCAUCGAACCCAACGAUACCAUGAUCCAAGCCUCGCGCAGUACUUGGGAACAGACAUGGAACGGCAACUGGGAUCCGCUGGGUGACUCGGGCUCAGACUCUGGUCUGUCUACCGGUGCAAAGGCAGGAAUCGGGGUUGGAUGUGCCAUUGCGGGGCUUAUUCUCAUUGGUGCUCUUGCUUGGGUGCUUGCUUUGAGGCGGAGACGGAAUGCUGCUGCUGCUGCUACGGCUGCUCAGAGUAGUACUGAUUCUCAGUAUCAGACAUCUUUAGCAGCUAAGCCAGCUGAUCCAUUGAUAGCGAAGAACAGCGCGCCGGUGGAAUUGGGGCCGAAUGCUCAACCGCCGCAGGAGGCGCCCACGAAUCAACGAUAUGAACUGGGUUAAUUGAUAUAUUGGUGUAUAAUAAUGGAUGUAUGUAAUAAUAAUCAACAAAAAAAGGAUAAUACUUUCAGACCGAG
Aspergillus wentii DTO 134E9 is the source of this 1872-nucleotide messenger RNA. RefSeq lists its product as uncharacterized. Bases 158 to 1798 code for a protein of 546 amino acids. The record is from RefSeq and is a predicted model, not a curated record. Lineage: Eukaryota; Fungi; Ascomycota; Eurotiomycetes; Eurotiales; Aspergillaceae. The transcript has a single exon.